This is a messenger RNA of Linderina pennispora, 1055 nucleotides long. Its product is annotated as MFS general substrate transporter. Gene Ontology annotation, biological process: transmembrane transport. The coding region runs from base 171 to 923 and encodes 250 amino acids. The record is from RefSeq and is a predicted model, not a curated record. The transcript has a single exon. Lineage: Eukaryota; Fungi; Kickxellomycota; Kickxellomycetes; Kickxellales; Kickxellaceae. Gene Ontology annotation, molecular function: transmembrane transporter activity.
CUCAUACGUCCAAUAUCCUUCAUCAUCUUGAUAGUCAUCUGUCAUCUUAUAGACCCAAGCUACACAGCAUUCCAUCUUGCCUUGAAUCAGGAUACCGGUUCCUCGUAUCACCAGACUGAUUGUUCGGUCAGCCUACCCCGAUCACCGCCACAUAUUUCAAGCCCCGUACAAUGGCAUCGAUAUCUUCGGGCCAGACUCAUACCGACGCCUCAGAGAAACUGUCUGAGCUGUCAAAGACUCCUAAGACAGUGUCUCCUGGCGAAAGUGGGCAGUUGCCCUACGCCCCAUUCACGCCCCGAAUGAAAGCUGUGAUCGUCUCCAUCGCGGCUAUCACUGCGCUGGUCAGCCCCUUGUCGGCAAACAUGUACUAUCCCAGCAUUCAGAAAGUACGCGACGAUCUCCACACGACACAGUCUGGAAUAACCUGGACAAUUACUUCAUACAUGAUCUCCAUGGCCAUUUUUCCAUUGGUCUGGAGCAAUCUGGCCGAUCAGAUCGGCCGCAAGCCUGUCUAUGCUGUAUCCAUGUUCAUCUAUACUGCAGGUAGCAUUGGGUGUGCCUUGUCCAACUCAUUAUCUGCCCUGAUCAUUUCGCGCAUUGUUCAGUCGGCAGGUGCCUCUGCCGUGCAAGGCGCCGGUGCUGGAACAAUCUCUGACAUCUACCCACGCGAACAGCGCGGCACUGCCCUCGGGAUAUACUAUCUGGGACCAUUGCUUGGUCCUUGCAUUGGGCCAUUAAUUGGUGGGUACGUCGGCCAGGACGUCGGAUGGCGCUGGGUAUUUUGGAUUCCUGGCAAUUUGGGGCGGCGUGAUGUGUCUAUUAGCGACCUUUGUUCUGCCAGAGACCCACCGCCGUCUGGUGUCACUGAAGCACAGGAUCCAACAGGUCAAUAUCCCCCCACCUUUAAAUAUCAGGUCCAAUAACCCUCUCGUCGAUAUCGCUACCGUCCGCUAUCCAGCAGUCGCGUUGGUCAUGUUCUACUUUGCCAUGCUCUUUGGCACCUAUUUUACAAACUCGACUGGCAAUCCUCUCGCCUUCCAGAAUAUCUAUCACCU